Molecule: messenger RNA, 4312 nt
Organism: Melanotaenia boesemani (Boeseman's rainbowfish)
Lineage: Eukaryota; Metazoa; Chordata; Actinopteri; Atheriniformes; Melanotaeniidae
Gene: fhdc4
Product: FH2 domain containing 4
Exons: 13
Coding region: 343-2859 (838 amino acids)
Source: RefSeq, a predicted model, not a curated record
UGCAGCGCAGCUACAAACUCAUGUCAGGAAAUAUAAGUACUGGAUAAAUGCCAGAGUUGUUCCUGGUGGAAAGGUUGACGUAAGUCGGUGUUUUCAAAUCUUCAACAACAAGACUUCAAGAGAAACAAAAAGAGGAGCUGCUGCUGACCUUCAUUUUGUAGAAACCUAAAUUCAUUAUCCUGGCUGACAUUUUGGACAAUUCUUUCAAGUACCAACGGCUCCCCAAAAGUCCUACAAACAACUUAUGCUUCAUUACAAAUUCUUUAUAAGCUUAUAUCCUGCCUUUAUGUGACACAAGGAUUAUUCUUGAUUGUCAAACCUGCUGAGACUUUUUAUUGGAAGAUGCAUCCAGGAGGUCCUCCAGUUCCACCACCUCCACCUCCCCCCCCACUUCUUCCACCACCACCACCACCACCACCUCCUCCAGCCCCUGGACUUCUUUCAUCCCAACAUGGACCAGGUUUCAUUGGUAAGGGAAACCGUCGGCGCUCCAGGAUGCGCAAUUUUAACUGGGAAACCCUUCCUAAACACAGUGUGAUAGGAAAGCACAACAUUUGGACAGCAGACAAACCAGAUGGGGAAUAUGAACUGGACACUGAUCACAUGGAGGAGUUGUUUAGCCACAACCAGGGGCAGCAACAGCACAAAGUUCUGAAUCGGUCAAGUGUGAGGGGUUUGCCAUCUUCUGCCACAGGAGGGGAAAUGGUUACUAUCCUCAGCUCCAAGAGGAGUAUGAACAUUGGAAUUUUCCUAAAGCAGUUCAAGCGGCCUGUAAAAGACAUGAUUAAGGACAUUAAAACAGGAAGAGGCCUACAUUUUGGGUCCGGAAAACUCAGAGAGUUGUGCAGGCUGCUGCCAGAUGAAGGAGAGGUGAAGCAGCUGCUUAGUUUUAAAGGUGACCUAUCUGCUCUCCCUGAAGCGGAUCUUUUUAUGCUACUGCUGGUAAAGAUUCCCAGUUAUGAAGAGCGCUUGACCUGCUUGGUGCUGAAAGAGGAAUUUUUCCCCCUCAUGGAUGAAAUGAAAGAAUUCAUUGGCACUCUGACAGCUGCAGGAAUGGAGCUGUUAGAGUGUGAAAAUCUCCAUUCUGUCAUUCGCUUGGUGCUGAAGACUGGAAAUUACAUGAAUGCUGGUGGCUACGCAGGCAGUGCAAUCGGCUUCCGAAUGGCCUCCCUGCUGAAGCUAGCAGAUACCAAAGCAAACAAACCUGGAAUGAAUCUUAUGCAUUAUGUUGUGAUGCAAGCUCAGAAGGCAGAUGUGGCGCUGCUUAAGUUUGCAGAACAACUCAAACACAUUGAAGCUGCAGCAAGAAUUAAAAAAAGUGAGAUUGAAACAGAGUUUGAAAGACAAGUGAAGAAAGUGCAGAAUGCCAAAGCAGACACCUUGAAACAAGAAGAUCUAAGGGCACAAAUGCAAGAUUUUUUAAUGGAUGCUGAGGUUUGCUUAGCAGAAAUGGAGACUAGUCUUCAAGAACUGGAGUCAGUAAGUGACUCUGUGGCCGAGUACUACUGUGAGGAUUCCAGCAAGUUCAAACUGGAGGAAUGUUGCUCCAUUUUCAACUCUUUCUGUGAAAGGUUUAUGCGGGCCAUGCAGGAAAACAAGGCCAGAGAGGUUGCAGAGGUGAAACAUCGACACAUAGACAAGCUACAAAACUCGGCCAAGCGCAGGUCCACAGCUACCUGCUCCAGUAGAGAAAAGGAAAUGGACGGUAUUGCAUUAGAGCACAUACUGCAGAACUUCCUUACCAAUCGUGUCUCUAGGAGGAGAUCUGGGAGGCCUUCAUCAGCUCAUGGAAGUCCCACGGGUGGCAGCCCUACGAACGGGAGCCUAACUGAAAUCACUUCUCAGACGAAUCUCCCCAUUGGAAAUCAGAAUUGUGGAGAGAUAUUCAGAGUCAAAGAGAUGUGCAAAAAGGAGUGGAACUCAGCAAAUGAACUCACAGAAAACUUUACAUUAGAGAAAACCCACUCGCAAGUUGAGGAAAAUAAGGCAAAACAGGAUAUUACCCAUGAAGAGGAGAUUAAAACUAUGAGAAAAGAGGACUCGACACACCCAAUCAGAAAGAACAGCAUGUUCUCCAAUGACAGAUCUUUUUCAGCCAGUACUGAUGACACUGAGGAAGAUGUGCAAGAUAACAAUGAGAAGGAAGCCCAAAAGUUGCGUGAAGCAUCUAAAAGAGUCCUGCAUUUUCAGAAAAGCCGUAGUAGUGUCUCAUCUGGGGAGUAUGCUCUGGAAAAUCAGAAAUCUCCUGCUGGAACUACAACCCUUCGUCGUCAGCUCACCUUUGAUGAGGAAACCCAAAGGUAUCCUGGAGACCCCACCAAUGAGGAUCUGGUUCAAUUUUUGCUCAACACUGAAUCCUCUUCUAAACGCAACCUUGGCCGUCGACAUACUCUACCUACCAAAGUUCCUAAAACUAAGGAAGAGAACGACAAUCUGCAGUCUCAGCCUACAGUUAAAAGUCAAAAUCAAGUGGCACACGACAAAAGAACACAGCCAGGAGAGGGAGCUGGAGACACAUCCUCAAGACAAGAGUUGGAUUUUACUGACAUUUCUCAGAACUUGAAAAAUUCAGAUGGCCAAGACCUGAGUUCUCCAUCAGCAGAAAAGAAAAGUAAACCAAAUAAUUCCUCGGCCCAUGUUUCAGACAGAGAGUCUUUGGAGCAAAGCAAAGAAGAAAAAUCAGUGGAGCACACGGGCAACCACCCACAGACAAAUAACGAAAAUACUCCCCCCAGGAGCACAUGGUUUAAGACUGAGUCCUCUGGACUAUUUUUCAGUUUUUUCAGACGCCUUGGAGAUAUGAGCAAACCACAGAACAGCAAGGUGACUGUUCAUAAGGGCACAGAUUCUAGUGUGUAGUCAUAAAAUAUUUAAAAAUUUAUUGGAUAAUUACAUAUUAAUUUAAAGCUCACGUUACCUAACGGCUAUUUAAAAUGAUAUAAUUAGUUACAGUAACAUGGCAGUGACAUGUAUCAGUAAGUUUUUUAAUUUUUAACUUUGGUAAUAAGGUACUGCGACAGACUGGUGACCUGUCCGGGGUGUACCCUGCCUCUCACCUGUUAAAAUGCUGGGAUAGGCUCCAGCUCACCUGCGACCCGUAGUGGAAUAAGCGGUCAAGAUGAUGGAUGGAUGGAUGGAUGGAUGGGUAAUAAGGUAAAAGUAAGUAAGAAAGAAAGUUCUAGGAAAGUUGCUGAAGAAGGAUACUUGCAAGUUGUACCACUAGAUGGCAGGAUUUAACAGUAAGUUAGGUGUGAAUUCCCAGGCAAUUUAUAUAUUGCUGAUAUUCAAAAGAAAGAUGGACACACUCGCUGUAAGAUAUUUUGUCUUUAUUUGCUAGCCAUACGUAUUUUUUUACAAUGUGCACAAGUUGGAUAAUUGACUUAAUCCUUACAGUUUGUGUUCUUUGUCAAAAUGAAUGUACAGAGGAAGUGUUGAUGAUGUUGAGUUUGAAGAUAAAAGAGAUUUCAGCAUGUAGAAGGAAGGAACUGUGUUGGAAUAUUUGUUUUCUUUGUAUAUCAGAUAAGUAUUUGCUUGUACUGUAUGCUUGUAUGCAGUGUUGCUAAUUUCCAGUUGUAUAAUGAUGGAUAUACCAAUUGCAGUAAAUGCUGUUAGCCUCAUAGCAUAAUGACUAAGUCAUAUUUUGGCUAAACUGGGAUAUCUGUCUAACUGUCCUCUCCUAAUAUUGUCAACUGACAUCACUGAAUUAUCCCAAUUAAAAUAUGACUUGAAAUAUGAUAUAACACUUAAAAUGUGACUUCAAAGAAAUUAUGCUAUGAGGCUAACAAAAUAUGCGUUUUGAUUGUAGUAAUUCCUUGUCUCUUUUGUCCCAGAGGCACAUCAGAAUUGUAUGGUUGCUUUCAUACUUUUACUGAAUUCAGCCAUUGUUUUGAUCUAAAAUGGGUCAGUGUUACAAAGGCUGCCUGUAUCUGAACGGAGCUGAACCGUGGACAGUCUGUGGUAAAAGUACGGCUGCUGAUCCCACACUAACUUAAGAAGAGAGUUUCAUGGUUGAAGGGCCCACAUUUAGUGUAAAAUGAAUAAAUCUACAGCACAAGCAAAUGUAUUUGUAGCACUACUGCCCUCACUUAUGGAUACCAGAGUACUGACGUUUGAAGCUCUCAAAGUGUAACUAUAAAGUAAUGAAUCCAUAUUUGGGGAUAGUAAUGUGAAUGCUUUUUAUUUUUCUUUGUGAUAGAAUAUCUAUGAAAGUGAGUUGCAUGGCGAUUCUGAUGGUAGCAAUAUGACUGUUUCAAAAUUGGUCUUUGUAUUUGGUAUCAUUAAAUAAUAGUCAAUAAAUCAUUUUCUGUUUGUA